Molecule: messenger RNA, 2424 nt
Organism: Neurospora crassa OR74A
Lineage: Eukaryota; Fungi; Ascomycota; Sordariomycetes; Sordariales; Sordariaceae
Exons: 2
Coding region: 1-2424 (807 amino acids)
Source: RefSeq, a predicted model, not a curated record
AUGUGCCACCAACUCUGCCAACUACACUCCGUCUGCGGCCACGUCACGAAGCGCGAAAUCCCCUGCGACGUUACCGCUUCCAGUCUCAAGAAAACCCGCCCCAAUCCAUGGCCUACCGCCAUCGACACAGGAAGCAAAGUUAAAGACGCCUUCAUAACCUGGUGUCUUAAGUCCUUAAAGCCCGUCACCAACAAGGCUCACCCGCUCCGCUCAACAUGUCGUCCCCCACUGACCCUUCUUCACGAGGUCGAAUACGGCUUCUGUCCCAAGUGUCGUGAGUACUACGACAAGUAUGCCGCCAAUGUCUUCCGCGGAGACGGCGUGACGAAGAUCAUUGGUAUGGAGAUGGGUAGCGGUGGCUCUACUGACAAGCUGGAGAAAGUCAAGGACUUAAGACGAAGGACGUUGGAGUGGGCGGAGGAAGGUGAUAGCGCGCGUGAGAAGGCUAAAAUUGAGCGGAAUGUCGACAUGGAGAAGGCAGAGGAGAACAAGCGCGAGAAGGAGAGGCUGAAACAAGAGAAGCUUCAACAGGAAAUGCUGAAGCAGGAGAGGCUCAAAGAAAAGAAUAUUAAGAGAGAAAAAAGGCUCGAGGCGGAGAGAUUCGAGCAGGAGAGGCAGGCCAGGAAAGAGAGAAGACUCGAAAUAAGAAAGUGGCUCGAAGACAAAGAUAGCAUUGAAGAUGACCUCAAGAAGGUGGAGAAAGAAAAGAAGAAACAGAGGAGCGGUAAGGAAAAAGUCAAGGUGGAGAUUGAAAACAUCCAAGGAAGAACGCUGAUUGAGUACGAACAUGGGAAAAGCGAGAUGGAGGUGAGAGUUCGCAUGAGUUCUAGGCCACAACCAGCCAGCCGCGGUCUCCACUUAGGCGCCAGCCAUCAUCACGAGGGAGUCUCUGGCAAUGACGAGAAGUUGGACGAGAAGCCCAAGGUAUAUAGAUCACGGGGCGUUUCAGAACUCGUCAAGUUUUAUGAAUCUCGGUCCAACGAGACAAAAACGAAGAAGGAAGGUGUUCGAUCCGCACUCUCUGAGUCUCCUGUAGAGAAGAAACUGCCCCAGAACUGCCAGAAAGAUACCCUGGGAGUCACGGAAAAACCGGCACAGAACCAAGCGACCGCAAAGUGCGUAAACCAACGGCCAGAAGUCCAAAAAGCCGUUAAGACCAAUACCUCUGCGCCCGGUCUUCAACAGCAGCCCCAACCUGUCGGACCAAAAGCUCUCGAGUCCCAGCACAGGCCGAGCCUACUCAUGUCGAAGCCAAAGUCAUCAACGUUUCGUCCUCCUCCUGGAACGCCUCAGCCUCAGCCGCCGACAGAUGGCAAGGCCAAAGCCAGUACGCCAGUUGAUGAACCGCCAGCCAUAGCCUUGAAGUGCUGCUCUCAGCUUCCAGCAAAUCAGGAGGACAGUAGCCACGCCGUUAACACGGAAAACUCCGAGAAGAAGCUGUCACCCACUAGUCAAGACAUGAAAGAAGAGCGGUCAACAAGUGAGAAGAACGACAGUGAAAGGCCACCUCCGAUUCGUCGCUCGGGCACAGCAACCCCGAAAAGCGCAAAUACCGUCCCUGUCCAUCAAGACUCAAACAAGAAGCCAUCUGCGUCCAAGCGAGACGACGAAAUGGAGACUUCACAGAUUGGGAAGAAAGAGGGGCACCAACAGACUCAAUCCUGCCGCACAGCUCCCGCAAGGUCGAAUAAGACUCCCGGUUUUUCUACCCAGGCAGAAGGCGGAGGGGAGCCGCCAGUGAUCUUGUCCAAGCAAGAGCCACUACAGCCCAAGCCACUACCGUCCAAGCCAACCAAGCCUGAAGCAUCCAAGCCAGAUCCCGUGAGGGAGACUAAGCCUCAGCGAACCCCAUAUGCCACUUGUUCAUCGAGUGAGAAUAACAAGUCGUCCACGCCUCCUAUCGAUCCUGCUCCCGGAAACACGUCUUUCAACCCCUCCAUCGGCUCGAUGACGGUAGAAUGUGAUCCUACCGAACAGAUGGGUUCCAACGAUUCGAUCAGUUCGAUGGCGGUGAACUGCGAUCCGACGGAUAGCAAGGUCUCCAAUCCUUCGAUUGACUCGAUGGCGGUAGAGUGUGAUCCGGCCGACAGCAGGCUUUCCAUCACCCCAGUCGGCUCGAUGGUAGUAGAGCACGAUUCGACUGACAGCACGCUUUCCAACGUUUCGAUCGGAUCAAUGGUGGUAGAAUGCGAUUCGCUCGAGAGUAUACAUUCCAUCGUUUCUAACGGCUCGAUGGUGGUAGAGUACGAGCCAACCGAGGGCACCGUUUCUAACCCUUCGAUUGAUUCGAUGAAGGCUGAGCUCGACUCGAUUGAACAAUCCGUUUUGUGGGAGGAUAUUCGUCGGCAUCUAGGCUGCGAUGACGGGUCGAUUUUGGCGCAUCCGUCGUACUGUAUGUGUGCGAAAUGUAUCCGGGCGAGGUGA